Fonsecaea nubica is the source of this 2292-nucleotide messenger RNA. RefSeq lists its product as hypothetical. Gene Ontology annotation, cellular component: plasma membrane. Bases 1 to 2292 code for a protein of 763 amino acids. The record is from RefSeq and is a predicted model, not a curated record. Gene Ontology annotation, biological process: urea transmembrane transport. The transcript has 5 exons. Gene Ontology annotation, molecular function: urea transmembrane transporter activity. Lineage: Eukaryota; Fungi; Ascomycota; Eurotiomycetes; Chaetothyriales; Herpotrichiellaceae.
AUGUCGACGUACUCGGUCGGACCAGAGCUCAAGGUGCUCAGCCCCGGCGUGGGCUACGGCAUCAUCGCAGGCAUCGGCGCCGUCUUCACGCUGGUCAUGAUCCUGACCGCCAAGUUCCAGAACCGGUACUUUGCCUUCUCGACAAAGCAGUCAGAAGAAUUCAACACGGCAUCGCGGAACGUCAAACCGGGCCUCAUUGUCGCGGGCAUCGUCUCUGCUUGGACCUGGUCGGCGACGCUGCUCACCAGUUCCACCUUUGCCUACUCCUUCGGCAUCUCGGGGCCCAUGUGGUACGCCGCUCUCGGGUCGUCGCAGGUCAUCUUGUUCGCCUUGCUCUCCCUCAGGGUCAAAAGAGACGUUCCGGGGGCACAUACGUUUCCGGAGAUUGUGCUGUCUCGCCACGGCAAAGUGGCUCAUGGCAUUUACACCUUCUUCGGAUGGGUCGUCAACAUGUUCGUCGGCGCAACGCUCGUGCUCGGAGGAUCUCAAGUGCUGGCAGGGCUCUCUGGCGUCAAUGUCUAUGCGGCCUGUUUCAUCAUCCCCCUCGCCGUCGCCGCCUACGUGAUCCAAGGCGGCCUCCGCAGCACCUUCGUAGCCGACUACCUGCACACGGUGAUCCUGUUCGUGGCCAUCUUCAUCUUCGCCUUCACGCUCUACACCUCGGACGACUACACGGGCAGUCCCGGCCGAGUGUACGACCUCCUGGUCGAGGCCGGGAAGCAGACUCCCCUUACGGGAAACCGCCAUGGCUCGUGGCUCACGUUCCAGUCGUCGACGGGCAUCAAGUUCGCCGCCGUCAUCUUCCUCGGCAGCUUCUCGACUGUCUGGCUGGACCAGGCGUAUUGGCAGCGUGCGAUUGCCUCGAAGCCCGAGACGAGUGUCCAGGCGUAUCUGCUCGGUGGGCUGGCGUGGUACGGCAUCCCAUUCGGAUUCGCCACGGUCAUGGGCCUAGGUGCCGUCGCCUUGACCGGAUCGCCGUCCUUCCCUACCUACCCGAACCCUCUCAACGCGGCCCAAGUCGGCGGGGGCUUCGCUGCACCGGCGACGGCGAUCGCGCUGAUGGGCAAAAACGGCGCGGCACUGAUGCUGCUGCUCCUAUUCAUGGCCGUUACGUCUGCCGCGUCGGCGGAACUGAUCGCCGUGUCGUCGCUGUGGACGUUUGACGUGUACAAGCUGUACAUCAACCCGUCGGCAUCGUCGACCAAGCUGGUCAGACAGGCGCACUACGGCAUCGUGGGCUAUUCGCUGAUCCUGUCGGCGUUCUGCUGCGCCCUGAGCGCCAGCGGUGUCGACAUCACCUGGAUUCUGACCGUGGGGGGCGUCCUCGUCGGAGGCGGCGGCAUUCCUCUGGGGCUGAUCGUCUUGUUCCCUUCAUGGGUAUCGACGCCCGCCGCGAUUGGCGCGCCGCUGAUCGCCUCACCCCUCGGCCUGACCGCGUGGUUUGUCACGACACACAUCCGCUCUGGGACUAUCACGGCCGUGACCACGGGCGACCUGACAAACGCCCUGGUCGGCAGCUCUGUGGCGUGCGGUAUCGGUGCCGUCGUGGCCGUGAUCUUCUCCUUCCUCUUCCCGUACAAGUACACCUCGACGGACCCGGCCCAUAUCGCCCGCGUGCAGAAGAUCCAGGGAACCGCAGCCCUGCACGGUCGCGAGGUGCUGACUGAGCUCGACACCAGCGGCGGCAUGGCCACCCCGGCAGUCGGGGACGAGAAAUCACACGCAAGCGAGGCCAAGGCUGUCGCUGGAGUCGUCUCCGAACAACCACAGGCACCAUCGACCACAAUCGCGCAGGACAAGGACCAGGACCACAUAGAUAUCUCCCAAGCCCCUGGCGUCUCUAGUUCUCCCGGAUCCAUCGACGCCGGCGCCGCCACCGGCAACGAGAUCGUCGACUACCUGCUCACGAACCACAUCGAGCCGCUCGACCUGCAGGCCUACCGCCGCGCCCGCCGCCUCGCCUACUGGGGGUGCGGCGUAUUCUUUGUGUUAGCCAUCGUGUUAUUCCCCUUCACCUUCUUCGGAACGGGCUAUAUCUUCACCAAAGCCGCCUUCACGGGCUGGGUCGUGGUCAGCUUCAUCUGGGUGUUUUUCAGCGCCAUCGCCUGCAUCUUUUGGCCGCUGCUGGAAAGUUAUCCCACGUUGCGGGAUAUGGUGGGCAUGUUGGUCCGUGAUACGUUUGGGAAGGAGGGAAAGGGUAGUGGUAGUGGUGGUAGUGAGGGUGAGGGUGAGGGUGAUCACGAAAAUCAAGGGCCGGUGUCUGGUGCGCGCGAACACGGUUCGCCAGUUUAA